Messenger RNA from Nicotiana tabacum (common tobacco), 3004 nucleotides. Its product is annotated as U-box domain-containing protein 44. Gene Ontology annotation, molecular function: protein binding; ubiquitin-protein transferase activity. NCBI's taxonomy places the organism in Eukaryota, Viridiplantae, Streptophyta, Magnoliopsida, Solanales, Solanaceae. The record is from RefSeq and is a predicted model, not a curated record. Gene Ontology annotation, biological process: protein ubiquitination.
ACCCAAGAAUUUAAGUAUUUAAAUAUUUUCCCCAACUACAGAAAUAAAAAAUCAUAAUUUGUUGUAUUCAUUCAUCAACAUCAACUCCUGCUGCCAGCUCUUUCCCUUACUUCUUCCUCUCCAACAUGGCCCCAUUCAAACCCUAAAUUCAAGAUUCAUGGAACAAUAUGAAUUUUGCUCAAUUUCAUCUUUGGACUUUGUUGCUGAGUUGAUUUCAUAGUCUUGGCAGUUGAGCUAACAGAGUCUUUUUCCAUAAAGGUACAAAGCUAUAAUGGCUGAAAGCUGGGAUGGGAAUCAUGAUCCUGGUAGCCCGUCCGAGGAGAGUUACCAUCUCGAGAGACUGCACAUAGAACCAAUUUAUGAUGCAUUUAUAUGUCCCUUGACAAAACAAGUAAUGCAGGAUCCUGUUACCCUGGAAAAUGGCAUGACUUUUGAGAGGGAAGCUAUUGAGAAAUGGUUCAAGGAAUGUAGGGAUAGUGGAAGAAAGCCUGUGUGCCCUUUAACGCAUAGAGAUCUGAAUAGCACGGAGCUGAAUCCAAGUAUAGCUCUACGAAAUACCAUUGAAGAAUGGAAUGCAAGGAAUGAAGCUGCACAAAUAGAUAUGGCUCGCAGAUCAUUAUCUCUGGGUAGUGGGGAGGGUGAUAUUAUGCAGGCUUUGAAGUUUGUCCAGCACCUUUGCCAAAAAAGUCGCUCAAACAAACAUGUUAUUCGAAAUGCGGAGCUCAUACCCAUGAUUGUAGAAAUGUUAAGAAGUAGCAGUCGCAGGGUUCGAUGUAAAGCUCUUGAAACGCUUCUAGUUGUGGUAGAGGAUGACAUUGAUAAUAAGGAAAUAAUGGCUGAGGGCGACAAUGUACGGACAAUAGUGAAGUUCUUAUCACAUGAACAAUCAAAAGAAAGAGAGGCAGCCAUUUCUUUGCUGUACGAGCUGUCGAAAUCUAAGACUAUAUGCGAAAAAAUUGGUUCAGUUAAUGGGGCAAUUCUGAUUCUGGUUGGAAUGGCUAGCAGCAAGUCGGAGAAUCUUGUGACUGUUGAGAAGGCUGAGAAUACUCUGGAGAACCUGGAAAAGUGUGAGAUUAAUGUAAAACAAAUGGCUGAAAAUGGUCGGCUGCGGCCCCUCUUAAAUCUACUACUUGAAGGAGCGCCAGAAACCAAACUUUCCAUGGCUGCUUUCCUUGGUGAGCUGGUUCUCAAUAAUGAUGUGAAAGUAUUGGUGGCAAGGACUGUUGGUUCAUCACUGAUCAACAUCAUGAAACAUGGUAACAUGUCAUCAAGGGAGGCUGCUUUAAAAUCUCUAAAUCAAAUCUCGUCUUACGAGUCUAGUGCCAAGAUCCUCAUAGACGCAGGUAUACUUCCCCCUCUUGUGAAGGAUCUCUUCUUUGUUGGGGCUAACCAACUGCCCAUGCGACUGAAAGAAGUCUCUGCAACAAUCCUUGCAAAUAUCGUCAACUCAGGCUAUGACUUUGAUUCAGUUCCGGUUGGCUCUGAAUAUCAGACGCUUGUCUCAGAGGACAUAGUUCACAAUUUUCUACAUCUUAUUAGCAACACCGGUCCUGCAAUAGAAUGCAAGCUUCUCCAAGUUCUUGUUGGUUUAACCAGUUCUCCCACAACUGUUUUUAAUGUUGUUUCUGCCAUUAAAAGCUCGGCUGCGACUAUUAGUUUGGUUCAGUUUAUCGAGGCUCCACAGAAAGAUCUUCGGGUAGCUUCGAUAAAGCUUCUGCGGAACCUCUCUCCUCAUAUGGGUCAAGAACUCGCUCGUUGCUUACGUGGUACAUCAGGUCAGCUUGGUAGUCUAAUUAAAGUCAUAUCAGAGAAUACUGGUAUAACCGAAGAGCAAGCUGCGGCAGUUGGUCUUUUAGCUGAUCUCCCUGAAAGGGAUAGGGGACUUACUAGGCAAAUGCUUGACGAAGGUGUCUUCCCGCUGGUAAUCUCGAGGGUAGUUAGUAUCCGACAGGGAGAGACAAGAGGGAGUCGCUUUGUUACGCCAUAUCUAGAAGGGCUCGUGAAAGUUCUCUCAAGGAUCACAUUUGUUUUGACUGAUGAGCCUGAUGCCGUUGCACUUUGUCGGGAACAGAAUGUUGCCGCACUCUUCAUUGAACUUCUGCAGACCAAUGGGCUUGAUAAUGUGCAGAUGGUCUCCGCCAUGGCUUUGGAGAACUUAUCUCAAGAAUCCAAGAACUUGACCAAAUUGCCUGAGCUGCCGAAGCCAGGUUUUUGUGUCUCGAUCUUCCCUUGUUUGAGCAAGCCACCUGUUAUAACGGGAUUGUGUAAGGUUCAUCGUGGGACAUGUUCUCUGAGAGACACCUUCUGUCUCUUGGAAGGACAAGCCGUGGACAAGUUGGGUGCACUUCUAGACCACACAAAUGAAAAGGUUGUUGAGGCAUCACUUGCAGCUGUAUGCACUUUGUUAGAUGAUGGAGUUGAUAUCGAAGAAGGUGUCCAGAUUUUGUGUGAGACUGAAGGAAUCAAACCUAUUCUUGAUGUAUUACUUGAGAAGCGUACUGAAACUCUGCGCAGAAGAGCAGUUUGGGCAGCUGAAAGACUACUGCGUACAGAGGAUAUAGCUCUUGAAGUCGCUGGUGAUCCGAACGUGAGCACAGCUCUCGUUGAUGCUUUCCAACAUGGUGAUUAUAGGACACGACAGAUUGCUGAGCGGGCACUGAAGCAUGUUGACAGAAUUCCGAACUUUUCUGGGGUAUUUCCUAACACGGGCUAAUCUUCGUCGAGGUGUUUACUUCACCAUUGAUGAAAUUGUGGCCAUUUCCACUGCUGAGUUUCUUAGAUGAAUCAGAGUGUUUUCUUGUUGUAACUUGUAUGAUGCAGGUACAUAGUAUUUUCUAUUUUUUUUUUUCUUUAUGGAGGGGUUUUGUAUUUCCUUCUUCUCCUAGUCCACCUUUCUGGUGUUCAUUCUUUUUCAUGUCUAUUCAUUCUAUUUUCUUCAAAAGAUUAUUGUCCUCUUAGAUGUUGUAAGGUUUUAUUGUUGUAAAAUGCAUUAUUAUUCAAUUUU